AUGUGCAGGACCGAGGGGAAAAACUCGAGGCUCCUGCUGGUGACCACGGUCUACCUGAGCCUCCUGCUCGACAAUAUUCUACUCACCGUCGUCGUGCCGAUAAUACCGGACUACCUGUACACCCUCGAGGGCAAUUCGAGCGGCAGCGAGGAGGACGAGAACGGCCGGGUUGGGGUGUUGCUCAGCUCCAAGGCCUUCGUGCAGCUGGUUUUGAACCCCGCGGUGGGAACCCUCACGGGGACUUUUGGCUACGCCAAACCCCUCCUCCUCGGCAAUUUCGCCCUUCUGUUGGCCGCGCUGCUAUUUUCGUUCGGUCGGACGUUCGAGGUGCUCUUCUUGGCGCGGAGCAUCCAGGGCGUGUCCUCGGCUUGCAUCGGGGUCUCGGGGAUGUCGCUGGUGGCCUACCAGUAUCCGGAGGAGGACAAGCGCUCCAAGGUCAUGGGCUUCGUCCUCGGCAGCAUAGCCGUGGGCGUUCUCCUGGGCUACCCCAUGGGCGCGGUCCUCUACGACCUCGAGGGCAAGACGGCCCCCUUUCUCCUCGUCGCCGGGCUCGUCGUCCUUCUCAUAGGACUCCAGCUGCUCCUCUUGGACUUCCGGCCGACGCCGCGGAAAACCGAGGAACAGCCGAAUUGGGCGCACCUGCUGUUCGACACCCACAUACUGGUGGUGGCCGGGGCCAUUUGGUUCUCGACAACGCCCAUGGCCAUCCUCGAGCCGUGCCUGCCCAUCUGGCUGCGCACGCACGUCAAGCCAAAGAAGUGGCAGCUGGGCACCGUGUUCCUGCCGGACAGCGUGGGCUACCUCAUAGGGACAAACUUCUUCGGUAUGGUGGCCUACAGGUACGGGCGGUGUAAGACCGCCGUCGUGGCAAUGCUGAUGGUCGGGCUGAGCGCCCUCGCGAUACCGGAGGCCGACAGCAUCCUGGAGUUGACGAUUCCGCACUUUGGCCUCGGAUUGGGCAUUGGGGUGGCCGACGCUGCCCUCGUGCCGCUGCUCGCCUCCCUGGUCGACCAGACCGGCGGCUACGGGCCCGUCUACUCGAUUCAACAGAUCGCGGUCAGCUUCGCCUACUCUCUGGGCCCGAUAGUGAGCGGCGAGUUGGUGAAGAGCGUGGGCUUUGCGUGGGUGAUGCGAGUCGCCGGACUGGCCAACGUGGCCUAUUGUCCUCUCCUGGUGUACCUGGCGCUCGAGCGUCGAAAGCACCAGCCCCUGGCGGAGGCGCGCGGCAACGGGGAGUACUGCUCUUUCGAGAAGCCGGGGCUGCAGCCCCAGCGGCAAUUUCAGUACGAGCGCUUUUACGACUCGGACGACGGGCUUUAA
Molecule: messenger RNA, 1320 nt
Organism: Copidosoma floridanum
Lineage: Eukaryota; Metazoa; Arthropoda; Insecta; Hymenoptera; Encyrtidae
Product: synaptic vesicular amine transporter
Biological process (GO): transmembrane transport; aminergic neurotransmitter loading into synaptic vesicle
Cellular component (GO): synaptic vesicle membrane; terminal bouton
Molecular function (GO): serotonin:sodium:chloride symporter activity
Source: RefSeq, a predicted model, not a curated record